Molecule: messenger RNA, 918 nt
Organism: Lathyrus sativus (Indian pea)
Lineage: Eukaryota; Viridiplantae; Streptophyta; Magnoliopsida; Fabales; Fabaceae
Source: the annotation of a GenBank genome assembly
AUGCCGCAUCCCGCGGAUUUGCAGAACAAUUCCGAGUUCGGUGACUCAGAUUCAUCCUCCACCGCUGUUGCUUCAGCAUGUAAUCCCAAUUUGAAUCGUGACCUCUUCAACGAGCUCAUGCAAAUGGUCCCUCUCGUUCAAUCCAUCCUCAUAGAUCGUAAACCGACUCGUUCGUUUCCUCAUCGUAGUUCCAUCAUCUAUACCAAGGCACCGCCAAAGCAAAAAAAGCAAUCUAUACCUGCCACAAAGACAAGGGACCAUGGAGCUAAAGAACAAAACUCUGAUGCUGAAAGCUUUUCUAUGUUUUCUGGAAGAGCUUUUACAUCAGAGAAGGACAUAGAAGAGUUGGCUACCUUGAAGGAACAAAUGGGGGACCUUCAGUUGAAAUUAAAGGAGAAAGAGGAACUGGAAGAAAACUUGAGAGAACAAAUGAAUGCUGUUAAUGCAAAACUGGAUGAAAUGAAACGCCAGGUUUCAGAAAAGGACGGUUCCCUAAAGUAUAGUCAACAACAACUCUCUGAUGCUAAGAUUAAACUUGCAGAUAAGCAAGCUGCCCUUGAAAAGAUACAUUGGGAAACGAUGACAUCCAACAAGAAAGUGGAGAAACUUCAAGAAGAGCUGGACUCCGUGCAAGUAGACAUUUCGACAUUCACGUUGCUGCUCGAAAGCUUAUCAAAUACUGACACUGCUAUGUACACGGAUGAUUAUGACACAAAGCCUUAUGUUUUCAACCACGUACCUGAAAUUGAUGAUUUGGAUGAGAUGGAAUGGCAGAAAAUAGAAGAAGCAAGAAAAGCUUACAUUGCUGCAGUUGCUUUUAGCAAAGAAAAGCAAGACGAAGAAUCUAUUGCUGCCGCUGCUAAUGCUAGGUUACGACUUCAAUCACUACUUUUCAAAUCCAAAAAUUUCAACACGUAA